AAGUAAUUCCUUAGACACGGAUGCAAAUGUUUCAGAUGUCUCUUUCAUAAACGUCUUACACUGUCUGUGUAUAUAAGAAGAUAUAGAUGACUGUAGACAGAAGUGUUCUAAGCCGUGUCGCAAAUUCGCCAUUGGGCACAUUUAGUUUAUUUCUGUCAUACAGCCAUAACAGGUUUUAAACAUGGCCAUGGAAGCAGCGGACAUGAUCAUUGUAGCGAUCUACUUCAUCCUGGUGUUAGGGAUUGGCUUCCUUGCAAUGUGGAAAGCCAAUAGGAACACAGUGAGCGGCUACUUCCUGGCGGGGCGCUCGAUGAAUUGGGCAGCUGUGGGAGCUUCUCUAUUUGUCAGUAACAUAGGAAGUGAGCACUUCAUUGGAUUGGCUGGAUCAGGUGCUGCUAGCGGUCUCAGUGUGGCUGCAUGGGAGCUCAAUGCUGUAUUACUGCUCCAGUUUUUAGGCUGGGUGUUCAUUCCAGUCUAUAUCCAGUGUGGCAUCUACACUAUGCCAGAGUACCUGUCCAAGAGAUAUGGGGGGAAUCGACUGAAGGUGUACUUUGCUGCUUUAUCUCUUGUCCUUUACAUCUUCACCAAGCUGUCUGUGGAUCUCUAUUCUGGAGCCUUGUUCAUCAAAGAAUCCUUAGGUUGGAACCUCUAUCUGUCCAUCCUCCUCCUCAUCGCCAUGACAGCUCUGCUGACCAUCUCCGGAGGUCUGGUUGCUGUUAUCUACACAGACACAGUUCAAGCGUUCCUCAUGAUUGCUGGGGCCCUCUGUCUGACAGGCAUCAGCCUCGUCAAAGUGGGAGGGUUCGAAGGUGUGAGACACGGUUACAUGGAGGCCACUCCAAACAUCAGUGCCAUCUUGCUGUCUUCACCCAAUCUGACGUAUUCUGAGUCCUGCUAUAACCAUGCCAUUCCGAAGCCAGAUAGUCUGAAGAUCCUCCGAGAGGCCCAGGAUCCAGACCUGCCAUGGCUUGGUUUCUUACUCGGCCAGACUCCUGCCUCUAUUUGGUACUGGUGUGCAGAUCAGGUGAUUGUUCAGCGGGUUCUGGCAGCAAAAAAUAUUGCUCAUGCCAAAGGGUCAACAAUCAUGGCCGGUUUCCUCAAAAUCCUGCCAAUGUUUAUCAUUGUCAUCCCAGGAAUGAUUUCCAGGAUCUUAUUCGCUGAUGACUUGGCGUGUAUCAGUCCAGAGCACUGCAUUGAAGUGUGUGGCUCUGCAGCUGGCUGCAGCAAUGUGGCUUACCCAAGGCUCGUCAUGUCAGUAAUGCCCGUCGGUCUCCGCGGGUUGAUGAUGGCUGUUAUGAUUGCAGCUCUAAUGAGCGACUUGGACUCUAUCUUUAAUUCUGCAAGCACCAUCUUUACCCUAGAUAUUUACAAGAUGCUACGAAAGCAGGCGUCGUCCAGAGAGCUGAUGAUAGUAGGCAGGCUGUUUGUCCUUUUCAUGGUGAUCAUAAGCAUCGCCUGGGUGCCUGUGAUCAUUGAAAUGCAGGGAGGCCAGAUAUUCUACUACAUCCAAGAAGUAUCAGAUUAUCUGACUCCGCCCAUAGCGGCUCUCUUCCUGCUUGGCAUCCUGUGGCGUCGUUGUAAUGAGACAGGUGCCUUUUGGGGAGGGAUGGUAGGGUUUUUCCUUGGAGCUCUCCGUUUGGUUUUGGCAUUUGUUUAUCGAGAGCCACUCUGCGAUCAGCCUGAUGAACGCCCAUCCUUCAUCAAAGAUAUCCAUUACAUGUAUGUGGCAGCCAUCUUGUUUUGGAUAUCAUCUGUGGUGGCUGUUGUUGUGAGUCUCUGCACUCCUCCACCCGAAGAGGGACAAAUCCAAACCACUACUCUCUGGGGACUAAACAAGAGAAAGAAGCUAAAAAAUCAAGGAAGAAAUGCUGAAAAAGACGUCAAUGUUUUGAAACCCCUAAAUCACUCAGCCUUUAAUGGAAAUGGUGUUCUUGGUGAAGAACAGUGUCACAAGGACCCAAACUUGCUCAAUGGCUCUGAGACAAAUCUUGAAAAUGGCCAAUCAGGAAGCAGCAAUAAUGUCACAGCAAGUGAUAUAGAAACAAUCUAUUCAGUACAGAAUGGUGGCUGUGCUCAGAGUUCAGGCUCCAAAAUGGUAGAAAAUGAGGAAAGAAGAGGAGUGGAGGAGGAAGACGAGAGCUGUGGAGCAGGGGACGCAAAAGAGGAGCGUGGAUGUUGUAUUAAGGUUUUGGAUUGGUUUUGUGGAUUCAAGGAGGAAUUGUCCAAAGAUCAGGUCAUAACAGUUCAAGAACAGGAGAAGAUGGUGGAGGAGCUUCUCUAUGAACCUCCAACGACCAGAAUCAUCUUAAACAUCGCACUGGUGGUGGUUUGCUCAGUUGGGAUCUUUCUCUUCAUCUAUUUCUCCUUAUAGGUUCAGUUAUUUCCAAACAGAAGGCCAGAUUUGUCCAAGAAAUACAGAACAGGCAUGUUUGAUACAGUUAAUUACCCAUUACACAAAUGAACAAAAGCCACAUUUUAAGGAUACAAAAGGCAUGGGGCUACCAUAUUUUAUUUUGUUAUUCAAUUUUCAAAAGAUGGUAGAGUUUGAGAUGUACUUGUUGGCAAUACACUUAGAUGCCCAUAUAUAUGUGACAAAGUGAAACCCUUUAAAAAGCAUUUACCCACGUUGCCUUUCGUAUAUUUUUGUUGUGCUGGGUAUAUGCAUACAUACGCAU
Messenger RNA from Pundamilia nyererei, 2675 nucleotides. RefSeq names its product sodium/myo-inositol cotransporter-like. The coding region runs from base 182 to 2371 and encodes 729 amino acids. Lineage: Eukaryota; Metazoa; Chordata; Actinopteri; Cichliformes; Cichlidae. The transcript has 4 exons. Gene Ontology annotation, biological process: myo-inositol transport; transmembrane transport; inositol metabolic process. The record is from RefSeq and is a predicted model, not a curated record. Gene Ontology annotation, molecular function: D-glucose:sodium symporter activity. Gene Ontology annotation, cellular component: plasma membrane.